Messenger RNA from Aspergillus clavatus NRRL 1, 411 nucleotides. RefSeq lists its product as uncharacterized. Lineage: Eukaryota; Fungi; Ascomycota; Eurotiomycetes; Eurotiales; Aspergillaceae. The transcript is spliced from 3 exons. Bases 1 to 411 code for a protein of 136 amino acids. The record is from RefSeq and is a predicted model, not a curated record.
AUGCCCAGCUACUCUGAUCUCACCGAAGAACACCGUAUCCUCUCUGAUGCGCUGAAAGAAAAAGCUGACUUCCUGGAGAUGUGCCCUGAGAACCAGGACCAACUCCACAAAGAUAUGAAAAGCUUGCUCAUGAGCCUUGAACAUGUUGAGUGUCUGUUGCAGGAGCACGAAGAAGAAGCCAGUGCAUCCUCUUCUAACUCAGAUUACUCCCGCUCCGUAUCUCCGACUGAAUCUACUACCGAUGAUGCCGAAGGUAUGAACUCCCACCUUCAGGAAAAAUUGGGGGGUAAUGGAUUUGAUAGUAUAUUGCCGGUCCAUUGUUAUCUGAGGGUGAAAGCGAUUGAGGAGACUCCUUUGGUCUGUUUCAAUGAUAUUGACCAUUCAUCGGACUUUCGAUUCCUUGUAAACUAG